Molecule: messenger RNA, 661 nt
Organism: Seminavis robusta
Lineage: Eukaryota; Bacillariophyta; Bacillariophyceae; Naviculales; Naviculaceae
Source: the annotation of a GenBank genome assembly
CCUCGAUGUGGGUGCGUGAGUGCUUGCUGGUAACAUCGCUCGAAGUUCCCACUUUUCGUGAAUCGAUCAGAAAUUUCAGUUGUAAUCAAGAUGAUGAAGUCUGUUGCUUUCCUUGUGGCUUUGUUGGCUGUUGCCAGCGCAUUUGCUCCCAACAAUGCUAGCCCCCGAACCAGUGUUGCCGUGAACUCUCUGUUCGACGAUAUCGUCAACAUGGAUCUCUGGAAAGACCAGUCGGACCGAAACAAAUACGGAGCCCGUGCUUCCAAGAACCUUACCCCCAAGGACAUUGGUUCUGGAGGAUACGUUCCCGAUGGUUUGUCUGCAUCUGAAUACAACUCCAUCCGAAAGAACGAGGCCGCCAAGAAGGCCGCCAACUACCAACGCAAUGUUGCCAAGGCCGGCAAGUUCCAAGACUUCACUGACUUCUACCUCAGGCGAGGAACCUCCGAGGGAGGCAGCUGGUUGAAGAAAGAUGGACGUGGACACGAUUUCGUCAAGACCAAGUACGACUGGUCCGGAAAAUCCAUCGAAGACAACAAGCCCUUCUUCGAGGCUUAAUUUCUCUAUGAUGCUACUCCAAAACCAAACUAUUCCCCUUGGAAAUGGAUUCGUUUUGAUUCCAAUAGACUACUUAAUUGUAUAGAACAUUUUCUAGGGAGCG